Messenger RNA from Meloidogyne enterolobii, 337 nucleotides. NCBI's taxonomy places the organism in Eukaryota, Metazoa, Nematoda, Chromadorea, Rhabditida, Meloidogynidae. The record is from the annotation of a GenBank genome assembly.
AUGGAUUGUUCUGAGCCAUCUUCAUCUAGAGCUGGCAGUUCUGAACCACAAAGCAUGGAAUUUUCGGAUGAAAUUCAAUGGCGAUUUUCUCAAAUAAAAGGAAAUAUUGAAACUGAUGAUGCGCCAACUGACGGUUUUUUUAAUUUUUCAUUAGCUCAUAAAUUGGGCCCCAUUCCUUCCCUACGUUUUGUUUUGGUUAAUUUUGUACAAUUAUUCCCUGUCCUCACCCCAUUCCUGGCAAUUUCAUAAAGUGGCCCCCUUUCCUUCCCAUCCGUUUUUGUUCUAGUGGAUUUUGUCACAAUUAUUCCCUGUUUCCCCCCGCUCCCUCUUUUUCCUG